Humulus lupulus (European hop) is the source of this 659-nucleotide messenger RNA. RefSeq names its product probable cadmium/zinc-transporting ATPase HMA1, chloroplastic. The transcript has 2 exons. Bases 9 to 338 code for a protein of 109 amino acids. NCBI's taxonomy places the organism in Eukaryota, Viridiplantae, Streptophyta, Magnoliopsida, Rosales, Cannabaceae. The record is from RefSeq and is a predicted model, not a curated record.
CAGUAUUUAUGGGGAAUCCCUUAGAAGGAGGGUUACUUCUUGCCAUGUUUAAUUUGGCUCAUAUAGCUGAAGAGUACUUCACCAGCCGUUCAAUGAUUGAUGUUAAAGAGUUGAAGGAAAAUCAUCCCGAAUCUGCUCUUGUGUUGGAUAUGAAUGAAGAUAGACUUCCUAACACAACCGAUUUGGCAUACAAAAGGGUUCCUGUACAUAAUAUAGAAGUGGGAUCCUAUGUUUUGGUUGGAGUUGGUGAGGUAUGUGAUGCUAAUUUUAUUCAUUUCAGUUUUGUUUGUUGGAAUAGUAAGCUAGAAUGUUCAAAUUCUGAGGUGAAAGGAGUAUAAUAUAGAAUUGAUUGUUGUUUUCUUAGGAUUUAUAUUCUCUGAACCUAGUGAAAGUCUAGUUGUUGAUCAAUUAACUUUAAAUGCAUGCUAUGUUCUGAAACUUUUCACAUUAAUGUGAGUUCUUGACUUGCACUACUCUGUCUCUUAACACUAAAAAAUCUAUCCAUGUGCCUGGACUAUCAUGUGGAUGGCUUUUUGCUGCUUGAAUGAUGGUCUGAAAACAAUUUCAAGACUGAAAAUGUUGCCAAUGUGAUGGACUAUCAAAUGAAUGGGUUUAUCUAUCUUUAAGAAUUAUGGUGUGAAAACAUUAAUCCUUUGUUG